GCUGUUUGGCUGCUCGAUUGAGCACGUCGGAUUGUCACGGUAGUGGCGGUGAUGCUGUGUAAGUCCGAUCUCAUCGGCGCUGAUCGAUGACCGGUCUCCGAUCCGAGCACGACCAAGGUAGCAGCGUCUUGUCACUGCCGAAAACACCUCGCGACGCACGGCGGCAUUUCUCGGGCAUCGGAAGGCUCCCGCGAAUUUUCAUGAUAAGGUCGGGCUUUGACGUUUGCUGUAUGUCACGCCAAAGUGCUCACUGACCAUUAAGUGGUCGCCUGCGCCACCAUGACCACCGCCCUUGCGCUGGAGACUUCGCAGAAGACCUUUCUGGGGCCUUCAUAGAGGUGUCGAGUUGAUUGGGGCGAGUAAGUGGGUGAAUCUCGUCAUAACUUCGAUCCGGCCCCUCGAACUUGGUCGGAUGACAACACGGUCUGCUCUCGCCAAACGUGGUGCUCGAGGGUCCUUGGGAGAACCGCCAGAUCUGUGGGAUACCACCGUCGAUCGAUGCUUGAUCUUUGAAGCCAUCCAUUGUUCUACACUUUGACCACGCAAAAUCUGAUGCGCUUUCUGGCUCAAACCUGUUUUCUCGAAAUGGAUGGGGGCAGACAAUGCGUCGGGACGCUUAAAUAGUCUGGUCUGGAUCGACCGUCUCUGCUCUCCUUGCUCAUCCUUGUCGGCCGUUCUCGUCAGCUCAACUCCGAAAUGACUGAGUACGAUUUCUCCCCAGAGGCGAUGGAGCGGUAUCAGGCCACACAGAACCGGAUCCAGCGAUGGACACAAGAUACUUCAAGCACGAACCAGGCGGAUCCGUAUGCUCCGGCUAUACCUGCGCCCCAACGGGGAGCCCAAGUAUUUUCUGCGGCCAGUGUGCCCAUGAGCACCGGAACGCAGGAGGCGUGGGCGUGCAAGAAGCAGAGUGCGAUCGAGAAGCUCUCUGGAGUACAGUCGUCUUCUGCGGCUGCUGCGGCUGCAGCCGCGGGUAAUGAGAUCUACAGCUACUCUCGGCAGUCCGGACCGCACGGUUCACAUCUCACGAUCCACACGCAGACCAGCAAUGGGACGUACGUCCAGCGGCGGACCUACCAGCAGACGACUACUCGCGCCGCUGCUCCUACUGGACCCGGCUUUUCUACACCGCCGCCGCUACCACUAUACGGAGCGGGGUCUGACCGGUCCAGAGCCCCAUCAAACCAGAGCGCUUACGAUCUCGCCGCGACUGCGCAAGGCUCACAGCGCACCCGUGCAUACUCCACCGUCGGCACUAUUCAGCCGGCCAACAUCGGUAUCUACGCAGCAGCCCCGUGCGCAGCAGCCCACCCCGCCUACCAGCGGGACCCCGGCCACCAGCCGCGAGCGUCACAGAAAUCCAGGUCCAAGUCGUCCGUGGCGCUGAGCGCGCAGUACCACGCAGCGGCUCAACAGGCUGCCCCGCCCGUCCCCACCGUACCAGCCAGCUUCUACGCCAACGCGCGCGCGGCCAAGUCGUCCGCGACGCUCUAUGCCGCUGCGGAACCGCGGAAAUCCAAGUCCAAGUCCACGUCAAAACGGGCGCAUCGGGAGCGGCAUCCGAUCCCGCCUCAGUUCGGGCUCCACGGCGAAUAUCAUUACGUGACUUCGUCCCAUAUAUCGAUCCAGCCGGUUCCCGAAUCGCACUCGACAGCGGGCCAAGUACUUGCGCACCAGCCCAAGCAGUCGCUAUUCAAGCGGAUGUUCCACGGCAAGAAGGGCAAACAGGACACACUACCACGCUCCUUCAUCGCGUAGGGUUAACGUACCUGAUGGACUGUUCAACUAACUGUACUCUCUAUGCAAUGCCAAC
Molecule: messenger RNA, 1813 nt
Organism: Mycena citricolor
Lineage: Eukaryota; Fungi; Basidiomycota; Agaricomycetes; Agaricales; Mycenaceae
Source: the annotation of a GenBank genome assembly